UUUAUUGUGACCUUGACAUUGCAUGAAAUCUUCACGGUUUCCGUUUGAGCAUUCGCUUGAAGGGCAGUGGUAACAACAUCACUGCAUCUCUAAACAUGGAGAAUAAAAACUUAGAAAACGUUCCUGGACGUGACGAAAAACCAUGGGAGCUGGAAAAAAGAAUGGAAAAUCAUUUUCGACAUGCCAAGAGUCGAUAUCCUGCAAUGAAUAUCGAGCCUAUGGCUUAUGAACGUGAACGAUUGACAGGCAAAGGGAUGACUGCAGAGGACCGGGCACUGAGAAAACAAUGGUUGUUAGAUCAACGUUUAGCACCACAUGAACCCCCAAAUUCAGUCGUUGCGUUGGAAACCAUGAAUCUUCCUGUCAAUCCAAUUAAACGUGCGUUUAGAAUGCCUAUGGAUGCUACCUUUAGAGCUUUGGCUCCAGUGCUUGGUCAGGCUAAUGCCACAGGUCUGAGAGGUAUUGUCCCAAAUGUUCUCAAGGUUUCAGCUGUUAUUUUGGGUGUAUUCUAUUACGCCAAAUAUUCAGAACAUAAUUGGGAAUCUCUUCGUGGAUGGCAUGUAUAUAGCAGUAAACCAAGACAGUUAUAUGGACGUGAGGUACCAGUGAGAGAACACAAUGAUUUUGCCAACCAAGGAUUCAAAGAAAGGAAUGUACUUCUAGGAGGAAAAACUAGUUUUAACUCUCAGGUUGUCAGUUAAUUAUUGACAUAGACUAGAUUGUAUUUAAAAUUUAAAAUUAUUGAAGUAUGAGUGAUCAAUUAAAGUAUGUUAUUAAAAGAUAUACAAAUUA
Messenger RNA from Mytilus trossulus (common blue mussel), 792 nucleotides. RefSeq lists its product as uncharacterized. Bases 96 to 701 code for a protein of 201 amino acids. Gene Ontology annotation, biological process: mitochondrial electron transport, NADH to ubiquinone. The record is from RefSeq and is a predicted model, not a curated record. The transcript has 4 exons. NCBI's taxonomy places the organism in Eukaryota, Metazoa, Mollusca, Bivalvia, Mytilida, Mytilidae.